GGGCGGCGGUGGCGCGACUGCCGGGUCGUGGCCGUGGCAGGUCAGCAUACACCGGACGUCGAGCCACGUCUGUGGAGGGACGCUCAUCAACAGCCAGUGGGUUCUCACAGCGGCCCACUGCAUCUUGACGAAGACACUGAGUGAGUGGACCCUCUACUUCGGAAGACAGACCCAGACUGGCCCCAAUGCUAACGAGGUUUCACGCCAGCUACAUCCAACCCAUCUGCCUCGCCAGCAACCUCAGCCGGUUCUUCAACGCCACUUCAUGCUGGAGCACCGGUUGGGGAAAACUAUCGAGCAACGUGACCUUGCCAGCGACCGCUAAUCUACAGGAAGUUGAGAUUCCGGUCAUUGGAAACAAUAAGUGUGCCUGUAGCUACCUAGAGAUAAAUGAAACCAUCACGAACAAAAUGAUGUGCGCCGGGCAAGAGAACAAAGGAGCAUGUCAGGGAGACUCCGGUGGACCUCUGCAGUGCAAGCAGGACUCUAGGUGGAUCCAGGCUGGAAUCACGAGCUUUGGGAUCCCUUGUGCCACUGCUGGUUUUCCUGAGGUCUACGCUCGGGUGUCUGAGUUUCAGGCGUGGAUCUCAGACCAGGUCGCUGGGACCACAGCGGACUUUGUGACGUUCAGCUCUAAUGGCACUGACGCAGACGCCAGCUUUACGUGUCGCAACUCAGGCGAUCUUUCCACUCAGUUCUCAUUUGCCGUCCUUAUGACUGUGAUGCUGCAGUCAUUCAUUACUCAAUGAAAGUCUCUCUCUCUUUUUUUUUUUUUUUUUUUUUACAGUUUUACUACACUUUAAAUUAUCUUUGGUCAGAGUUGACUUUGUAUAAAUAUAGUUUCAGUGCGUUUGUCAUAAUUUAGUGCUGCCAUAAAGACCCAAAUGUUGCAUCAGAAAUGUAAAAAACAAAGUCUAAUUUAAAAAGGAAGACUGGAAGCCAUGAAAAACAAAUGGUUAUAUUAGUUUACAGUCUUUUAGUUAACAGUCUUGUACAGUUGAAACCAGAUAUCUACAUACAUAAAAAGACAAAUAUUUUUUUUCUUACUGUCUGAAGUUAAAUCUGAUCAAACAUCUCUUGCUUUAAGAAUUUUUUUAAAUUCAGAAGUUUACAUAAACUUGGUAAGCGUCAGAGAUAAAUGUCUUUUAAACUGCCUGUGCAGUACAAGUGAUUACGUACUAAUGUGGCGAUGCACCUGCAAGUCAGUGAUGAAGUAAUCUGCUGGGUUUCCUUACAGAGAAACAUUUUCAGUCUAAUUUGAAUUGAACAUGAUACAAUGUUUGGUAACUAGGAAUAAUCACAAUGACGGCAUGAUUGGACUGAAGUGACCAUUUCUGUAAAAUUCGGUUGUGAACAGAAGUUAUUUGAAUCUUAAAACAAUCUAAAAUAAAUUACAUAUAUAUAAUUUUUUUUUUGGAGUCUGAAAACUCCAAUUAGCUAUUAAUCUGAUAGCUUUUAAGAAUGUUUAACCCCAAGAUCCCAAUCUAAACUGCACUUUUUUCUGCUCACUGCUAGAAAUAAACUUCUGUUAUGCCACAUUUAUUAGCCAGGAAAACAAAAGGUCGAGAAUUACUAACCAGAAGUGCUUAAAAAUGGGGAUAAACUUAAAAACUUCACAUUUAUUUACUUUUAAAUGGACUGUCUGCUGUUAUUAAAAUCAAGUAAAUCAUUUUUAUUGUGAAAGAUUAUGCAGAUGAGCUGAGGAGAAAACAUUUUAAAGCAUUUCUCACAUCUUCAGCAGGCAGAAAGUGCAUCUGUGCAUGUUCAAGAUUAGAGAGCAAAGCAUGACAACUAUGGCGCUGUGGCGCAGCUGCCUGUGGGAGGCUGUGAUUAAAAUGACACUCAGGCCUUUUUUAGACCCAGGCUGGACAUGACAGAGUCGAUGUUCAGGCCUAAGAUGGAAAAACGAGAAAGAAAAACAAAUAAUUGAUCUCAAACUCUGGAGAUAAAAGCAUAGAACUGCAGCAGUUUCAAUGCUUCUCAAUCUGGUGUUUAUUUUUGCACAAAUUGCAUUGAAUGUGACACUUUUCUAUGUGGGUAUGGAGGAAAGAGAUAAGGAGUUUGACACUUCAUCAUAUUACUCAUGAAGAUGUAACAUUUUCGGUCAUUAAAGAGACCUCCGACUCUAAAUCUGGUGGUGACUUCACCAGGACUGCUUCCUCUGCAGCGGCGAAAAGAAGGAACUCGUAAAAUGUCAUAAAUUAAUGUGAAAAGAGAAACUGAGCCCAGCAGGACAAAAGUAUGAAUUUAAUUACCCAUUAAAAAAGGAGAACAGAGUUCAGUCUGGCAUGAAGGAGCAACCAAUGCGUGAAGAUGACUGUGUGAAAAUGGGACAGAACUGAAGUGGUGUUUUGUUAUUUUCAUGCAUGGCGACAAGAAAUCCCAGUUACAUAAAGCUCUAAUAUAAUGAGAAACUACAGGGAAGUGGUUCACUUCUUGUGAAUUUAAGAAGUGAAAAAAAAAAAGGGAACAAGAAUCAACAGAACAAAACUGUAAAAACGAGCAUUAAACGUUUUCACUGCUGAUAAAAUGACAUUUACUCUGAAAAA
Messenger RNA from Gambusia affinis (western mosquitofish), 2549 nucleotides. RefSeq lists its product as uncharacterized. Gene Ontology annotation, biological process: proteolysis. Bases 186 to 749 code for a protein of 187 amino acids. Lineage: Eukaryota; Metazoa; Chordata; Actinopteri; Cyprinodontiformes; Poeciliidae. The transcript is spliced from 5 exons. The record is from RefSeq and is a predicted model, not a curated record. Gene Ontology annotation, molecular function: serine-type endopeptidase activity.